AUGUCUGCGAACGAUACCAACGAGGACAGCCGCCCGCUCUACACCAUCAUCCGAAAGACGAAGGGCACAACCGACAGCGAGCGCCGCCUCCGGGAGAGGGCCGACACCAUCUUCAAUUAUGUCAAGAGCACUAGCUUCACUCAAGUAGUUGAAUGGGAGAAUGCGGGAAGUAAACAUCCUAACCCUGCGAUUACCAAGAAGAUGGAUCACAAAGAUUAUAUCGACACGGUUAUCUAUCCCGACCUGGACUGCCGGUUCGAAAUUAGCGGGCCAAACGGCUUUCGAAUCUCAAACUUUCUCCAAGCAUUGCACAAAACUAUCAACAACUUUAUUCGAGAGGCUCGCAAGAACAACGGGUAUCUCCCCGGGAUGCAACCUGAAGUCGACGAGGGCCACACAACGACGCCUGCCUCAACGACUGUUGUUCCUCGUGUCAACCGUCUACCUGCCCGUAUUGCGCGUCCUGCUACGCGCCCGAAAAUGAGUGUUCGCCGCAUAUUCGAGGAAGAUCAAAAGACCGAAAUUGAGAGGCUGACGAAUGCGAAACUCGAGGGACAGGAGCGGGCGCACCGAGAUGGAAAGGACUUGAAAGCACGGGCAGAGGCAGUGACAGAGCUAUGGACUAAUUGCGACAACAAAGAAGAAUAUGAGAAGCGUGCUGCUGAGGAGAAUGCAGUGCGUGAAGCAGAGCUUACGCCCAAGCAACUAAGUCUCAAUCAAUCGGAGUUUGGGCGUGAGCUCUCGACUGUUGUUGCCAGCUACUUUGGCAAGCAUGGCAAGCAGAUUGGUGAUGCCAUUUUGUUUGCGCGUUACGCGUUCGUGGACCCCAAGACUAACCAAAUUGGAUUCAAGAAAAUUACGGUCAACGGCUUCAGCGACGAAAAGUUUGGCGGAACAACAGAGGAGUUCGAAGCUUGGAAGACUUAUGCAAUGCAUACUCUACAACCUGCAGUCUCACCGGCCUUGACUCCACAAAGUUCGCCGCCGCUUCUACCACCCAUGCAAGCAGUACCUCCCCCACCUCCACCUCCCGUUUUACCCCCGCCUCCGCCUGCACCUCCUGUUGUCCCACCGCCUCUUCCUGUGCCUCCCGUUCUCCCCCCCGCCUCCACUUAUCUUCCAUGCUGUGCCGGCCGGGAGCACAAACAACCCUGCACGGGUUGUGCCAAUUGUGGGAACGACACAACCAGUUCCGCCGCUGCCUCCCAUUCAGCCAGAACUCGCCAAUCCUAA
Messenger RNA from Mycena indigotica, 1233 nucleotides. RefSeq lists its product as uncharacterized. The transcript has 6 exons. Lineage: Eukaryota; Fungi; Basidiomycota; Agaricomycetes; Agaricales; Mycenaceae. The record is from RefSeq and is a predicted model, not a curated record. Bases 1 to 1233 code for a protein of 410 amino acids.